This is a messenger RNA of Saprolegnia diclina VS20, 1737 nucleotides long. RefSeq lists its product as hypothetical. The record is from RefSeq and is a predicted model, not a curated record. The transcript has a single exon. Bases 59 to 1660 code for a protein of 533 amino acids. Lineage: Eukaryota; Oomycota; Saprolegniomycetes; Saprolegniales; Saprolegniaceae. Gene Ontology annotation, molecular function: protein binding.
CGAAAGUUGAGUUUGAACUAAAGUCAACCAAGAACCAACAACCGACGACGCAACCGAGAUGAGCACAACACGCUGGGAAUCGAUCGCGGACCUCCACGAAACAAUCUUCAGCUUUGCGGGACCGCUCACGCAAUUCCUGAACGGCGCCUUCUCCGACGAAGACGCGCUCGACGAUGCCACGUCUGGCAUUUGGGUCGAUGCAUUCCAGAGCGACUGGCCCGGCGACCUUGCGGUCCUCCCGAUGGCGUCCAACUGGGCCUAUCACUUUGGCUUUGUGCGCUCGCGAGGCAUGUACGCGCGUGCCAAGGCCAUUGCGCUCACCGGCUACUGCGGCGACGUCGGGUACUACAACCGGUACUUUACCGAGCGCACCGACAUGGACGACGUUCCCGAAGACAUUGUCGUGCCCGACUACAUGGCCGCGCCCAUGGCCAACGUAUGGCUCGACGAGCUCUCUAGCUUGCUAUUGCAUCCAAUCGCACUGGCCACCGCGGCUGCCGUGGGUGGCCAUACGCGCCUGCUCCAGCACCUUCUCGACACCGGCAGCGUGGACGCGACGCAGAUGCAUUUUCUGCAUGACGGCGGGCGCGUCCUGGACCACCUCGCGUACCUCGGGCACUUGGAGACACUCCGAGUCCUCCACGGCGCGGGCUGCCACGCGUGCUCGACGGACGCCAUCGACCAUGCAGCCGAGAACGGCCACGACGAUGUGGUGCGGUGGCUGCAACAGCACCGGACCGAAGGCUGCACGUCGGCGGCGCUCGACGCCGCCCUUCUGAGCGACAACGUGUCCCUUGCUGCGUUUUUGCGUGCGUCGUACCCGGAGCUAACAGUCUCAGCCAGUGUGCUCGACACGGCCGCUGGACAGGGGCGUUUGGACCUUGUCACCUACCUCGACGCGGUCUGCAAGGCAUCGUGCUCGACGGACGCCAUGGACAAGGCAGCGACAAAGGGGCACUUGGCCGUCGUUGUUUACCUCGAUACGCACCGCGACGAAGGCUGCACAGUUCAAGCAAUGGACGGCGCCGCGUACUUUGGCCACCUCGAGGUGGUGCAGUAUCUGCAUGCGCAUCGGCGCGAGGGCUGUUCGACGCUCGCGUUCGACACGGCGGCGCACGAGAACCAUUUGGACGUGCUCCACUUCCUCGCAACGCACCGAGUUGAAGGCGGCACGACCAAGGCGCUGGACCGUGCGGCCCACCGCGGCCAUGUCGAGGUCGUGCGGUAUCUACAUGCACGUGGGCGCGAAGGGUGCACGACGCGUGCGAUCGACUGGGCCGCGGCGGCCGGUCACCUUGAGAUCGUUGAGCUCUUGUGCAGCCAGCGUCCGGAAGGAUUUACGUUUCGGGCCAUGUACUGGGCCGCCCGCGAAGGCCAUUUCGACGUGCUAGCGUACCUCUUGCCGCGCGGGCCAAGCCAAGCCGCCCAGGCCGUCGACCGCGCGCUCUUAGACCGAAACAAAACCGUCUUUUUGAAUCUCCAAGCUGCUGCGUACCCGGGUACAACGACGAGUGCAAUUGUGGACGUCGAGUGGGACCCCAACGUCGACGGGUGCUUCUCGUUUGCCUACCACGACGACGACGACGACGGUGAUGACGACGACAAGUACUGCGACUGGGACUCGGACGACUCGACCGAUGCGUGCAUGUUUUACAGCUAGAUUAAUACGACAUUUCUCAAUGCAUAGCCAGCGAUCCGCGUCUAAUUUGGUGAAGAAGAAGACGCCCGGUCCCUUAU